ACAUAACAUCUUUCAGGCUUAGUGGAGUUUGAUUAGGAAUUUACAGGUAUAUUUUCGUUUGGGUUCCCGCUGAAAUGGGGCGGUGUUUCUUUGUUUUCUGCUUUUACGCCGGGUUAUUACCCGUAUUGAUCCCUGCCGAGACAGGCGGCUGGGACACCCUGGAAGAGCAGGACCGGUCUGACUUGCAAUGGCCGCGCGACGAACCGGAGAAAUACCGCCGUGUCCGACCCGACGCGGGAAAUGCAAGCAGGCUCUUGCUUCGAAAGUACUAUAGCCUUCCAAUGUCCAGAGACGUUCAGUUUCCCGCGGUGGUCAAGGAGACGUUCAAGCCUUCCACUGAUAGACGGCCCCUGCCGCAGCACGUCAGGAAAAUCCUCCUUCCUCACGUAUACUGGCGAAAACCGAAACCCGCAAGACCCGACAGGCGCUCGGGGGUGCUGGUGCUGUGUGGCUACAGCGAGAUCUAUGUGAGAAUCCCUCGAAGUGUGCACGGUUUCGCCUGCAAGCCGUCGGAGUUGACCCUGGGGAACUGCAAAGUCAGCAAAACUACACGCGGGUACUUCUAUUUCAAAUACAGCCUCCACGAAUGCGGAAGCGAGUGGUCGGUCAUUCGUGGCCAGCUGGUGUACUCGAACACACUGCGGUAUACCCCAUCUGUGCCCCAGGGUCCUGUUAUCCGAGCCAUUCCCUUCACUGUACCCAUCCAGUGCCGCUAUAACAGAUUCUACUACUCCUACAAGAUUGGUUAUGUUCCUGUACAAGCCCCGAGACAAACAUUCUUCAAGGACCUUAAGAACAAGCAUAAUUUUGUUCUUGCUACCACCAAUGCUGUCUGGAACAGAAUCACUCCAAAGGAUAAGUACUACCUGGGCCAGCCCAUGAACUUCCAGGCUACGGCUUAUUUUGCCACUAGUGGACAGAGGCUCUUCAUUCAAUCCUGCUAUGCAACUGUAACCCCAAACCACCAUUCGCACCCUCGGUUUACUGUGAUUGAUAACUUUGGGUGUAUGGUUGAUAGCAAGUCUGAUGGCUGUCAGUCCAGGUUUAUUCCACACGAGAGGAAAGAUGUCCUCAGGUUCACCAUUGAUGCCUUCGUGUUCCAGAAAAAGCUGUCCAAGGAGCAUAUGGAGACAGAGCUGUACAUGCACUGCACCAUGGUUGUGGCAAAAGCUGAAGUCACACCUGGCACCAAGGCUUGUACCUAUAAUAGGGAGGCUGGAAGGUGGGAAGAACUUUAUGGGAACCAUGAAGUUUGCAAGUGCUGUGACUCGGUGUGUGUUGGGGGCUCGCAUGCAGGCCCCAGGAGCCUGGUAACCAGUGAUGUGCUCACCCUUGACCUGCGGGGAGAUGAAGGUGGUCGGCUGACCACAACAGCACCUCUAACCAUUCCUGGGGGAGAGGAGUGGGGCCACCUGGAGUCAAAGCAGGAGCCUGGUGUCUGGGAAGAUGUGGGACUACAGAAUGAUGCCGGAGAGAACCCGUGGAGCAUGGAUGAAGAGAGGCCUGGCCUGAUCGUAGAGGAAGAGUUUAAUCAAAUCAAGGAUGACAACAUAGCUUUUUGAGGAGCAGUCUACUACAGCCUGGCCCUCCAGAAGGGUUCCUGUUGGCCAACAUUCUGUAAAUUGAUAUGCAAAUAAAAAGAGAACAUGA
Molecule: messenger RNA, 1650 nt
Organism: Lepisosteus oculatus (spotted gar)
Lineage: Eukaryota; Metazoa; Chordata; Actinopteri; Semionotiformes; Lepisosteidae
Product: zona pellucida sperm-binding protein 3-like
Source: RefSeq, a predicted model, not a curated record